AUGGCGAAAAAGUCAAAGAAGAGUGCGGGAGAUAAUAUUAACGCCAAGCUGCAGCUUGUGAUGAAAUCGGGCAAAUAUCAGUUCGGCAGGAAGUCCUGCUUGAAGGCCCUGCGAACCGGAAAAGGCAAACUUGUUAUCGUCAGCACCAACUGCCCACCCAUUCAGAGGAGCGUUAUAGAAUACUACGCCAUGUUGUCCAAGUGUGGAGUCCACGAUUACCACGGGGACAACAACGACCUGGGAACUGCCUGCGGAAAAUUAUUUCGAAUCAGCUGCCUGGUCAUCACGGACGUGGGUGACUCUGACAUCAUCAAGACGAACGAGUAG
Plasmodium fragile is the source of this 327-nucleotide messenger RNA. RefSeq lists its product as uncharacterized. Gene Ontology annotation, molecular function: RNA binding; structural constituent of ribosome. Gene Ontology annotation, cellular component: cytosolic large ribosomal subunit. The transcript has 2 exons. The record is from RefSeq and is a predicted model, not a curated record. Bases 1 to 327 code for a protein of 108 amino acids. Lineage: Eukaryota; Apicomplexa; Aconoidasida; Haemosporida; Plasmodiidae.